GCGGGAGGGAGGAAGGAUGGCUGCGAAGGAGGGCGUGGGUGCGCCCCGUCCAGUCCCGGCCAAGCCUUGCUGCGUCCAGGCGGCGCUUCAGUCCCCCGGCCGGGCUUGGCCCGAGGAGAGCAUGAGGUGAGCGGGGUCCGGCGUGGGCCCGCGCCUGUGCCUGGUGGGAGUGGGGCGCAGGAUGGGCGCGCAGCUGCGCUCGGGCUGCUACCUGGGCCGCCGGACCGGCCUCUUCCUGGCGCUGCUCCUGGCGGCGCUGCUCCUGGCGCUCCUGGUGCUGGGCAUCCUCCUGGGGCGCUGCUCCCGGGCGCCGAGCGAGCCUUCCCGGGAGCCCGGCCCGGCCACGGCCACGCCGCCCGCCUCCGACGCCAGCCACGCGCCCCCCGCGAGACCCCCGGGGCCCUGGGACCGGCCCCGCCUGCCGCCCCACGUGGCGCCGCUCCACUACCAGCUCCGGCUCUGGCCCCACCUGGCGCCCGGACUGCCCCACCCGCCGCGCAGCCACAGCGGGCAGGUCAACAUCAGCGCCCGCUGCCUCCGCGACACCGACGUGGUCCUGCUCCACGGGGAAGGGCUCGCCUACCACGAGGUCUCCGUCUGGGAGGACUCUGGCGGCGGCGGAGAGGCGCCCGUCCCGGUGGAGGAGCGCUGGGAGGAGCCCGCCAGGCAGUACCUGGUGCUCCAGCUGCGGCGCAACCUCAGCGCCGGCGCCCACUGCACGCUCCGCCUCGCCUUCACGGGCAAGGUCCACGGAGGGACGCCGCUCCACGGGCUCUUCCUCAACACCUACCGCGACCAAGGACAGAACAGAACACUGAUUGCAUCACAACUAGAACCAUUAGAUGCAAGGAGAGUUUAUCCAUGCUUUGAUGAGCCUGCUCUGAAAGCUACCUUUAACAUAAGCAUUGUCCAUCAUCCAAGUUAUGUAGCACUUUCCAACAUGCCAGCUAUAGAUGUGUCUGAAUAUAAGGAUGUCAAUGGCAGCACACUGAGUUCAUUGGUAAAUGAGACUACUACGUCAAUUAAUUGGACAGUCACAACAUUUGCAACAACACCAAAAAUGUCCACAUACAUUACUGCUUUUGUGGUCUGUCAGUACGACCAUGUCACCACAACCGAGAGAGGCAAUGAGAUUCGCAUUUGGGCUUCGAAAGAUUCAAUUCAGAAGGGACUUGCUGACCAUGCUUUAAAUAUCACUGGACCAAUCUUUUCAUUUAUGGAAGAUUUAUUUAACAUCAGUUAUCCUCUUUCAAAAACAGAUCUAAUUGCACUACCUGACAUGGAUGCUGGUGCUAUGGAAAACUGGGGACUGAUGACUUUCCAGGAAACGUCUUUACUGUAUAACCCAAAAGAAAAAGACAAAAGAAGCAAGACAAGGGUUACUCAGAUUGUUUCCCAUGAGAUAGGACACCAGUGGUUUGGAAACCUAGUUACCAUGGAAUGGUGGAAUGACUUGUGGCUUAAUGAGGGAUUUGCCACAUACCUUGAGUAUCUAGGAGCACACCACAUCGAUUCCUCAGUGUCACUGGAUGAAGUCUUCAGCAAUUCUGUUUUGUUUCCUAUGUUGCAGUUGGACACUGAUUUGGAAGGCCAGUCUUUAUCAGUUACACGCAAAAUGGAUAAAGCAACUCCAAUAAUAAACUUGUUUAAUUUAGUAACAUAUUUGAAGGGAGCUUCCAUUAUCCGGAUGCUUUCCAGUUUUGUGACCGAAACACUGUUUAUUAAAGCACUUCAUUCAUUUCUGAAUGCAUUUUCCUUUUCAAAUGCCAUCCAGGAUGAUCUCUGGAAUCAUAUUCAAAAGGUUAUAGAUGAACAAAAUGACACUCAUUUGCCAGCUAAAGUAAAGGUUAUAAUGGACACUUGGACUUGCCAAGUUGGCUACCCGGUCCUGACAGUAAAUUUCUCAACCGGAAAUAUCAGUCAAGAUAGAUAUUGGUCAAAAAAAGAUCAAAACAGCACAAACAACACAUGGAUUAUUCCAAUUUCUUGGAUAAGAAAUGGAACUGUACAGCCUUUAUUGUGGCUUGAUAAAAGUAGCAAAAUAUUUCCUGAGAUGAAAAUUUCAGAUGCGGAACGCGACUGGAUUAUUUUAAACGUGAAUGUGACUGGUUACUAUAGGAUUAACUAUGGCCAAACACACUUCAGAAAACUGGCCAAAGUACUUGAAAAUGACCCAAAGGUGAUUCCUGUGGUCAACAAGUUACAAUUGAUGUCAGAUGCUUAUAGCAUGCAGUGGUCUGGUUAUCUUGAGUAUGGUACUGCAUUAUAUUUCACUAAAUAUCUUGAAAAAGAAGAUGAAAUCGCAUUGUGGAAUACAGUGCUUUCUUAUCUAGACACACACACCUGGGAUUAUAUUCGGGAUGACUAUGAAUUAUAUCCAGUUUUAAAGAAAUACUUCUUACCACGAAUAUUACCAAUAUUUCAUCAUCAUGCAUCUCUCCUUCGUGGGGAUUUUGAAAUGGAGCCAGCUAUCUAUAUUACUACAAACAAUUUAGAAAAAAUAUUUGAAACAGUGUGUUGGUUUGGGAACCACGACUGCUUAAACCUUAUUUCUGAAAUCUUCACCAGAAGAAUGAACCAUCCCAAUAAUGAGGGUCCUAUCUGUUUUAGCACAUUUAUGUGUUGCUAUGGUGUUCGGAUGGGCAGUGACAAAGAGUGGGACUUUUUAUGGGAAAGGCAAAAGCAGAAUGUUACAGAAUUUGAUGAAGAAUAUCACAUAUUAUCUUCUCUGCCCUGCACCAAGGAGCCAUGGCUACUUCAAAGAUUCUUGCAGUCUAUCAUUAAUGAGUCUACAAUUGAAUUUUUUUAUGUAAGACAUGGAAUUGGAAAAGUGGCAAAAAAUGAAGUUGGUCAUCGUAUAGCAUGGAAAUUUAUAACAGACAAUUGGGAAUAUCUGUACAAUAGGAGUAAAUUUGGAGUGCUACGUGAUUUCAUGGCAUCUGUCAAUACUGAUGUAGAGGUGCAAAUGAUCCAAGGUUUUCUUAACAAUACACUUGAGCCAGAACAAAGUAUACAAGCAACUGAAAUUGUGCUGGAAGCAAAAUCUGCUAGGGAAAAAAAAAGAGAAUCACUGACGAAAAUGAUCAAGUGGCUAAAGAAAAAUAUGGAUGGCUGACAUUUGAGAACAUUUCCAAAUAUCUGUUUUGUCUUGGAUUUAUCUUAAUAUUUUUAGAAGAUGGACUUUUAUUGUAUUUGGAAAAAAAUGGAAAAAUGGAAUGUCACUUCAUGUUUCAGAUAGAAGUUGUCUUGUGAUAUGCUGUCCAGAGAAAAGGACAUUGUUCUGGUGACAAAAAUAUCACAUUUCAACCCACCCAGAACAUAUUUGCAUAUCUUUGAGGAAUACUUCCUUUUUAUGGAAAUGCACUUUAAAAAACUGAGUCUAAACAAUGUCUAAGAAUAUCGGAGUCUAAGAAUAUCUUGAACCAUAAACAAAGGGAACAAAGGAUAUUAUAGUUAUCAGAAAUGGAGAAGCAGAUGCUAGAACAAGCCAUCACUCUGCUUUGUGACUGGUGUGCUGUGUGAUGUCACAUCCAGCACAACAGUUUUCCAAAUUCAUUUUUUCAGUGGAGAUAAUGACAGUAGAGCCAUGUGUUCAGUUACAGUAUUAAUAUAUUGUAAUCAUUGCUGGCAGUGAUCUGUAGAUGCAUAACAGUCAUUAUUUUUACUCUAGAGAUUUUUCUACAUCAACUCAAAUGUAUGUAAAUUUAUUUUAUAAAUAUUCUCCAGAUUUUUACUCCACUGACUAUUUUGAAAUCUGGUAAACAACCAUGUUUAGCACUUGAAUCAUUAAUGUUCAAGCGGCAUAUUGUUGCUUAUGUAAUAUAGGGAUGUAUUUAUGUGUAUAAGCAUGACCAAAACAACAACAACAAUAAAGAAUAGCUUACAGAAUUACUUUCAGUGCCUUUAAACAUCUCUUCCACAUAGUUAGAUUUUAGGGUGCAUCUACACUGUAGAAUUAAUGCACUGUUGAAAUCCACUGUAUCACAGAAGGCAAAAUUUUGUCAUGUCUCAUUGUUUUCAUUGCUGCUUUGAUAUGAUGGGCAUUUGUAGAUCAGGGCAUCUAGUAUACCUGCAACAAACUUACUGUCUGAGCACAUAUCCUCAUGUAGCCAGAAUAUAACUAUCCAUACAUACAAAACCCCUAAGAUUUCAACAUACUGUUGGAAUCCUAUGUGUGUCAGAUUGGAAUGAAGUUUCCUUGAAGGACUCCUUGGUUGAAACCUGAAUAAAGCAUUCCCAGUUCCAACAUUUUGUUGCAGGUCCUGCUUGUUGAACAAAAAAUGUAUUUUUGUUAGCUGCACAUUACCCAGUUACGAGCUUACCAUUUUCAGAGUGGAAUUUAUAACCGAAGUUCAAAGAAAAUAUUGUAGAUCCUCUAUUUCUCCUAAAUUCAGAAUAAUUUCCAUGUUGGAAGGGCUUGUUUUACACAAACAUAAGUAUCCUCAAGAUUACAAUUAGUGUGUAUAAUGAUGGGAAUCAAACUAUGCACCUCAUUGAAUCGUUGUAACACAUUGUAUAUUGAAAUAUAUCCUAUGGACAUGGAAUAACUCUGUAUCUGACAGUGAAUUCUCAGAUUGGAAAAUGCCAUUAAAAAUUUCAUAUGAAACCACCCCUCCUUUUCCCAAUGUAUUCAUUUUGGUUCUCAAUGAAUAUUUUAAUGAACUUGAUAUGGGUAAUUGGUUAAUGUUUACAAAAGCAAUUUGAGAAAUAAAAUUAAAAUGCCUGUAUAGUAUUACUGGGUAUUGGUUUUGGUGCAGAUAAAUAGAUGGUGUUUUGCCAGCCACAUAGUAGUUUGAAUUUCAAGACAGUCUAUAGCAUUAUUUUUAUUUGCAAGAGCACUGAAUAUUUUUAAUGCUUUUGUAAUAAAUGCUUUGCUUAUAUUUAUUUGUUUUGAUCAGAGUUUAUAUGAUUACAGGAGCAAGCAUGCAAACAGUACCAUUUUCUGACUAAAUGAAUACUUUGUGUCCCCCCCUUCUCCAUUUUCAUACUUUUGUUGGAAUAUUCAAAGGACAAAUAUAUAAAUUUCAAAUAAGUAUUAUCUGGUACAUCUUCUAUAUAUAGAUUCUGUUCUGACCAUUAGAAUGGAAGUGCAAAAUGAAGAAAUGUGUGUUUUGAUACAUAUAUACAGAAGUUAAAAACUAUAUGUGUGGAUUGAGCACUGAUGGAUAGUUUUAACUUACAAAACUCAAGAAAUUCAACAGCUUUGAUUUCUACAGUGUGUUCCAAUUUACAUUAUAGUGCAAAACUAUGUUUAUAUUGAAGUUCUGUUGACUAUAUGGUACCAAAGUAAUAAUAAACUUUUAUUUCAAAACUGUU
Molecule: messenger RNA, 5316 nt
Organism: Anolis carolinensis (green anole)
Lineage: Eukaryota; Metazoa; Chordata; Lepidosauria; Squamata; Anolidae
Gene: lvrn
Product: laeverin
Exons: 20
Coding region: 182-3115 (977 amino acids)
Biological process (GO): proteolysis; peptide catabolic process
Cellular component (GO): cytoplasm
Molecular function (GO): peptide binding; zinc ion binding; metalloaminopeptidase activity
Source: RefSeq, a predicted model, not a curated record